Zingiber officinale is the source of this 1314-nucleotide messenger RNA. RefSeq lists its product as uncharacterized. The record is from RefSeq and is a predicted model, not a curated record. The transcript is spliced from 3 exons. Bases 1 to 1314 code for a protein of 437 amino acids. Lineage: Eukaryota; Viridiplantae; Streptophyta; Magnoliopsida; Zingiberales; Zingiberaceae.
AUGAAUGGUAAGGAAAUCUUCUGGUAUUCAUGCUACAUCUCUGAUUUAGACCAUCAUGACCUGUCUCUACUGCAAUCCCACUUGAAGCUAGAUUUCACGUAUGAGCUUCGUCUCCCUUUGCCAAAUGAACACCCUUCUUCCCCUCCCGAAGGUUUUGUCACUGUCUUUAGGGAUCAAAUCUUAGGCGGCCUUCGCUUUCCUUUACAUCCUUUCCUCUCCGAGUUGUGUCAGUAUUGCGGCAUCGGCAUUUCUCAGUUUGCCCCCAUUGUAUUCCGAGCCGUCUGCAGAAUCAUCAUCUUGUGCCGCAUUUAUCAAAUUCCCUUGACCGCUCGACUAUUCCAUCAUUUCUAUUCCUUCAGGCGGGCUGAGCCGGGGGUGUUCAACGUACAGGCCAAGCCGGGCUAUAAAUUUUUUGAUGAUUUACCUUCUUCCAAUAAAGGCUGGAGAUCUCACUUUUUCUUUCUUAAGCCCCUCGUCCCCUUAGCUGGGCCUUUCCAAUGGCGUUCCAUCCUUCCUUCGGACUUCUCUUCACAUGUUCAUGAAUCUGCCUGCUCCACAGCCUCGGACAAGCUGACCGGUGUUGUUGUUCGCUUGUCCGUGCUGAUGCUAGAAGGCAUUCUGUACGCUUUUGGUCUUAACCCUGUUUCAAUAGAAAUCGGAGCUCCUUUUGUGGCUGUCAUUCUCCAUUCUUUUGCCAGCCAGGAAAAACCAUCUGUGGCCGUUCUGCAAGCUCUGAACGAAGAGUUAACACAAGGCCUAUCUUCUGAUCCCGCUGCUUCCGUCGGUCUGCAGCCUUUGGAACCCCAAACCUCUGAUGCGGUAGCCACCUCGACACUUAUUGAACCACCUGCCCCCAGCCCUGCAGACUCAGCCCUACUCCGAGUCUCUGAUCGACCUGCAACUGAGCCAUCGCUAGCAGGACAAGUGCCCUCUCCCCUUCCUACUAUGAAGCUGCGUCUUGCGCACAAGGGCAAAAGAGUGGCACCGGUCACCGCAACUUUUCCGCCACCCCCUCGCCGUCAACGUGCAGUUGGUAUCUCUUCUCCUUCUAGGUCCUCGGAUACAAGCUUGGCCCAGGAGAAGGCCUCUGAUCUGGAAAUUGUAGACCUGUCAUUGGACGUGACAGCUCCGACCUGUUCCGCGAGUUUGAGUGUCGUUCAACAAGUGGCCAAGCUUCAGCGAGAGAAUGUGGUGCUCAAGGCCCGCCUUCGGGAACUAGAGCAUCCUGUGGCCUCCUCAGCUCCUCCUGAGCCUUCACUUGGAAAUUUGGAUGCCUAUCUGCGUGCCGCUGGGGAAUCUGCGGCCUCUGCCUGA